AUGUCCUUGAUAAACGUCACUCGGAUCAUGUCACGGCCGCUUGUCAGGCUGUUUCCAGUGUCGCGGUCUGUCCUGUGCCAUCGCUGUAGUGUUGCCACAGCACCGCCGACAGCUGUUAAAUCUCGAAGCCAUCCAAACCCUGGGAAUUUCGCAAAUCGUUCAUAUGAAGAACUAUCUGCCAUAGGCCACAAGGGUGGGAAGAAGGGGGGUAAAGCCACAGGUGUCGGUGGAUUCCAUAACAUGGAUCCUGAGAAACAGCGUGGAAUUGCCGCAAAAGGUGGUCGUGCUGGUGGUCGGGCUGGUCAGAAUAGGACAUUAGACCGGGGAGAGACUGAGUUAGAGGCUGAGAAGCGUGCCCGGUCGCAUGAGCCUUCGGUGGUCCCACCUGGAUUCGAGGAGUGGAAGACAUGUGCUUGA
Messenger RNA from Penicillium bovifimosum, 417 nucleotides. Its product is annotated as Conidiation-specific protein Con-10. The coding region runs from base 1 to 417 and encodes 138 amino acids. The record is from RefSeq and is a predicted model, not a curated record. Lineage: Eukaryota; Fungi; Ascomycota; Eurotiomycetes; Eurotiales; Aspergillaceae. The transcript is spliced from 2 exons.